Messenger RNA from Diabrotica virgifera virgifera (western corn rootworm), 2249 nucleotides. Its product is annotated as alpha-methylacyl-CoA racemase. Gene Ontology annotation, biological process: bile acid metabolic process. Gene Ontology annotation, molecular function: alpha-methylacyl-CoA racemase activity. The record is from RefSeq and is a predicted model, not a curated record. The transcript has 5 exons. Bases 159 to 1298 code for a protein of 379 amino acids. Gene Ontology annotation, cellular component: mitochondrion. Lineage: Eukaryota; Metazoa; Arthropoda; Insecta; Coleoptera; Chrysomelidae.
UGUAUGUCCAGCUGUCAUCAACAUAACCAACAUACCAUUAAAUGAAUGUCAAAUUUGAAAUAAAAACAUUAUUCAAAAUAAAAAACAGAACAGAGUUCAGAGUGCAAAUGCUAUAAAGAAAAGUAAUAAAAAUUUCUGGGUGCAAAAUAUAAGGAAAAAUGGCUUUAAAAGGACUCAAAGUAAUAGAAUUUUCAGGGUUGUUGCCAGUUCCUUAUUGUGGUAUGGUUCUUGCUGAAUUUGGAGCAUCUGUAAUUCGAAUUGAUAAGAUUGGAUAUAAUUCUAAUUUGGACUGUUUAGGAAAUGGAAAACAAUCAAUGAGUCUGAAUUUAAAACAUUCCAAAGCUAUCAAUAUAAUUAAAUCCCUAACAAGAGAAUCUGAUGUAUUAAUUGAACCUUUCAGAAAAGGAAUUAUGGAAAAGCUAGGCUUAGGACCAAAGGUAUUAAUGAAGGAGAAUCCCAGGUUGAUAUAUGCUAGACUCACAGGAUAUGGCCAAAAUGGAAGCUUCAGUUCAAAUGCUGGUCAUGAUAUAAACUAUGUUGCUUUAUCAGGUCUACUGUCUUUAUUUGGUAGAUAUGAAGAGAAUCCCCUCCCUCCUGUAAAUGUACUUGCUGAUAUUGGAGGUGGAGGUCUCACAUGUGCCAUGGGUAUUCUAUUAGCACUCAUAGAGAGAAGCACUUCAGGUAAAGGCCAAAUUGUCGACACAUCCAUGGUUGAAGGUACUGCGUAUUUGGGAACUUGGUUUUAUAGAGGAAAAAAUACUCUUCCUAUAUGGGGCCAGGGAAGAGGUCAAAACGUAUUGGAUAGUGGAACUCACUUUUAUGAAGUAUAUAAGACCAAAGAUGACAGAUACAUGUCUGUUGGAGCACUUGAACCUCAAUUCUAUGAUAAACUAAUUGAAGGUUUGGGAUUGACACUUGAAGAAGUCCCUCAUUAUGGUGAUUUUGAAGAACUGAAGAAAAUUUUUACCAAAAAAUUUGCAAAAAAAACCAGAGAAGAAUGGUGCCAAAUAUUUGACUCCACUGACGCUUGUGUAGCUCCUGUUUUAACUUUAGACGAAGCUCCAACACAUCCUCACAAUAUCGAACAGAAAACUUUUACCAAGACUGAAGAUUUCUACAGCCCAAAUCCCCAUCCUAAACUUAGCAGAACACCAGGGGAAUCUCAUUCUACCAAGCCCUUACCAAGAACUGGAGAACAUACGAAAGAAGUUUUACGUAAUUUAGGGUAUUCACUUGAAUCUAUAGAUGAUCUGGAAGCUGAAGGAGUUAUUCAAUGUUACAAGAAUUCCAAGCUGUAAAGUUAACAAAGUCUGUGUUCAGUUAGGUUCAGUGGUUGAGGUGCUUCAGUAUCUGGUUUCUUCAAAAUCUACCAACUAUUUCUUUCGGCGGUCCCCUGAUUUCGACAUAUUUUGGUUUUCUCUAACAUCCAAUCUUAUUACUUUAUAAUAUAUUAUCAAAAUAGAGAAAAACAAGGAGUUUGAUAAGAGAUAGGAGUAAUAACAAAUACCAAUUGAUAACUAAGUGAUAUGCUUGUGGAACAACUUAUCUAUAAAAAUAAUCAUCGUGGUAAAUAAAUAUAAACUAGUAAAAUAGGCGAUCCAUCAAACUUGAAACAGCAAUGAAAUACAUCGUAGAAAUCAAAUGCCUAGAUCUUUAGCCUUGGAAGUUGACAAAAGGACCAUCUACUUCUUAUAUUAGACCUCUUGACCUGUUCUUAACCGAUUUUGAGCUUCUAUUCGAGUUGUGAUGUUGACUGCCAGCUAUCUCGUCACCUUUUAAAGGGCCUUCCUAUUGGCCUCUUGCCUGUUGGCUUUUAAUCUCUGGCUCAAAAGGACCAUAAAGAGUUUUUUUUGUUUUUUUGGGAGAAGUUGAGAAUUUAUUUUAGAUAGUUCACAGGGCAAAUGCUUAUGUCAAUGUUGGAAUAGCCGAAAAUGUUACGGAUAUAUGUAAAAGGCAGUAUUAAGCCCGAAUUAGUCUUAAAUAUUUUAUAAUACGGGAACACCGAAAGGUAAAGCAAGUAGAGGAAGAUCUAAUGUAAUAUAAUACAAGUAAAAUACCAAGCAAUUGCAAGAAUAAAGGAAGACCAUAGACUGGAGAAAUAUUUUGUAGGAUAUAUAAAUAGUGGGUAUGGACAUAUGUGGGUAAAAAACAAGAUGUGAUAUUUUUUAUUAAUGUUUACACUUGAUAUAGAAUAUUUUUAUAAUAUUUUAGUUGUUCAGCGAUUAUUAAAUAAACAUUUAUUAAUUUUU